Messenger RNA from Sturnus vulgaris (Common starling), 2486 nucleotides. RefSeq names its product MYB proto-oncogene like 1 (gene MYBL1). NCBI's taxonomy places the organism in Eukaryota, Metazoa, Chordata, Aves, Passeriformes, Sturnidae. Gene Ontology annotation, cellular component: nucleus. Gene Ontology annotation, molecular function: RNA polymerase II cis-regulatory region sequence-specific DNA binding; DNA-binding transcription factor activity, RNA polymerase II-specific. Gene Ontology annotation, biological process: regulation of DNA-templated transcription. The record is from RefSeq and is a predicted model, not a curated record.
GCCGUGGCGGCCCCCCCUAUGGUGCGCGCCGAGGAUGGCGGAGAGACGGCGCAGUGAGGAAGACGAUGACUUUCAAUAUAUGGAUCAUGACUAUGAAGUACCACAGCAAAAAGGUUUGAAGAAGAUAUGUAGCAAAGUGAAAUGGACCCGUGAAGAGGAUGAAAGGCUAAAGAAGCUGGUGGAACAAAAUGGUACAGAUGAUUGGGCUUUCAUUGCUAGUCAUCUACAAAAUCGUUCAGAUUUUCAGUGCCAGCAUCGAUGGCAGAAGGUACUAAACCCAGAAUUGAUUAAAGGUCCCUGGACAAAAGAAGAAGAUCAGAGGGUUAUUGAAUUAGUUCAGAAAUAUGGUCCAAAGCGCUGGUCUCUAAUUGCAAAACACCUGAAAGGAAGAAUAGGCAAGCAAUGCAGAGAAAGAUGGCAUAACCAUCUCAAUCCUGAGGUAAAAAAGUCUUCGUGGACAGAAGAAGAGGACAGAAUAAUCUAUGAAGCUCACAAGCGUUUGGGAAACCGAUGGGCUGAAAUAGCAAAACUUCUUCCUGGAAGGACUGACAAUUCAAUUAAAAAUCACUGGAAUUCAACAAUGCGAAGAAAGGUGGAACAGGAAGGAUAUUUGCAAAGCGUUAUAAAGUCUGAAAGCGCUAGUUCUGCUGAACUUCAGCCCCAACCUUGUCUGACUAUGGAACACUUGCACACUCAGAAUCAAUUUUAUGUGCCUGUUCAGACACAUAUUCCAACAUAUCAAUAUGCCUCACCAGAAAGCAGCUGUCUAGAACAUGCUCCAUCUUCUUCCAACAUAGUUCAGCAGCCAUUUAUUGAUGAUGAUCCUGAUAAAGAAAAGAAAAUAAAGGAACUUGAAUUGCUACUUAUGUCAGCAGAGAAUGAAAUCAGAAGAAAACAAAUGUCUUCUCAAGCUGGAAGCUUGUCUUGUUGGUCUGGAAAUUUUAUCAUGGAGGAUUGCAUGCCAAAUACACUAAGUAGCCUUGAGGAACAGACAAGUAAUUUCUACAGCAUGGACGAGACCCGCAUCACACCUGUUCAGCAGAAUUCACCACCUAAGUAUUUGGGUGUAGAAGCAAAUAGAAUGUUAACACCUCUACAAACCAUUCCAGAAUUUGCAGAGACACUAGAUCUUAUGGAAAUCGAUCCAGUAGCAUGGAGUGAUACCUGUUUUGAGCUUUCCGAGGCUGUUGUAUCCCCUGUCAAGCCAGCUCCGGUAAAACUAAUGCGGCUUCAACACAACGAAGGGGCUGCCGAGUGCCAGUAUAAUGUCGACGUUAUGCUUGAUGGUAAAAACCACAGCAGCAUCAGUGGGGAUGAGGAAACAGUGUUUUCAGCAACCUCAAACUUAACUAAGCUCAGCAAUCCACCUGCUAUCCUGAGAAAGAAGAAGAGAUUGCGUGUUGGGCAGUCCCCGGGCACUGAUCUGAACGAUGGCUUGUGUAAUGAUGCCGUCAAUGUUGCACUAAAGCGGACGCCAGUGAAAACACUACCAUUUUCUCCAUCACAGUUUUUCAAUACUUGCUCUGGAAAUGAACAAUUUAACUUUGAAAAUCCUGCAUUUACAUCGACUCCAAUCUGUGGGCAGAAAGUUCUUAUUACGACUCCUCUACACAAGGAAAUGACACCACAAGAUCAAAAGGAAAAUGUGGGUUUUAGAAGUCCCACAAUGAGAAGAUCUCUUUUGGGUUCAACACCAAGGACACCAACUCCUUUUAAAAAUGCUUUGGCUGCUCAGGAAAAAAAGUAUGGUCCUCUCAGACUUAUGUCACAACCACUUGCCUUCUCGGAGGAAGACAUUAGGGAAGUUUUGAAAGAGGAAACUGGAACAGAUAUAUUUCCCAAGGAGGAAGAUGACACUUUGUAUAAAAACUGCAAGCAGGAGCACAACUUUUCUAAAAAAGUCAGAAAAUCACUGAUCCUAGAUUCCCAGGAAAAGGAAGAGGUUGGGGCCCAGCGCUUGACAGAAGAUAAUAGUUUAGAUGUACAGUCAAAAAAUGCAUAUACCACAUCUUUGUUAAUGACACCGUUGUUGGAAAUACAGGACAACAGAUGUAACCUGACAUCAGAAAAACAGGAUACAAAUCCAGCAAACAAAGCAAAUGCAGUAAUUAAGAAGAAACUGAAUGCAUGUGCUACAAAAAAUGUCAAAAUGGAGAAAGCUCUUCAGCCAAAUCGUGACUGGGAGGCAGUUGUUUAUGGAAAAACAGAAGACCAGCUUAUCAUGACUGAACAAGCAAGAAGGUAUCUGAGCACAUACACAGCUACCAACAGCAAUUCAAGGUCUCUGAUACUGUGAUGGUCACUGCAGCUGACAACCAUCUCUUUCCAUUGAAACUGAAACAAUGUUGGAGGCGAUUCCCAUGUGAUAUUUGGGAAUUAAGUCUUUGAGAGAGUCUGCCAAGGGAAACCUUAAAACUACCUUAAAGCUUCCUUUCUUCUUUUGACUGACAAAGAACAGACAUGAAGCUCUUACAUGCUUUACAAAA